This is a messenger RNA of Plasmodium knowlesi strain H, 5118 nucleotides long. RefSeq lists its product as uncharacterized. Bases 1 to 5118 code for a protein of 1705 amino acids. Gene Ontology annotation, cellular component: membrane; cytoplasm. The record is from RefSeq and is a predicted model, not a curated record. NCBI's taxonomy places the organism in Eukaryota, Apicomplexa, Aconoidasida, Haemosporida, Plasmodiidae. The transcript has 2 exons. Gene Ontology annotation, biological process: protein folding in endoplasmic reticulum.
AUGAUAUGGUGGUUUUUAAUUUCAAUAAAUUUUUUGUUUUUUCUGAUAAAAAGCUUUUUCACCCCCAAAGAUACGACUUAUAUGAACGACAUAAAUAACAACCAAGAUAGCGCGUCGACAGAAAAAUACAUUCUAGGCGAAAACUACAACCUCACCAGUCUGAAGCUGAAGAUUGACUUCGGUUCCCUAGACACGGGGACCAAGAUAAUAGAACACAGCAAGGGAAUUAUAAACAUACGAUCGAUUCAACAAUACGACUAUGACAGUUACAUGCUGACACCAUGUAAUUCGGACAUCUGGUGGAUCUACUCAUUCAGUGACAUUAUACACAUCGAAAAAAUUGGAUUAGUUUCACUAGAGCAUUAUGCAUCCAAUUUCAAAGUUAUAGAAAUAUUAGGAACUGAUGUAUACCCAACAAAAAAAUGGAAAAAAUUAGGAAAAAUAGCAACGAACUUUACCAAGAGCUUUGAACUUUUUAACAUAUAUGAUUAUUGUAAAAAUUACGAUGAAGAUAACUGUUGGGUGAAGUAUAUGAAGUUUGUAGUUUUGUCUCAUCACAAUUUAGAAAAUAAUUAUUACUGUACUUUAACACAUUUGCAAAUUUUUGCUUCUUCUGGUGUUGAUAUGCUCAGUGAUAAAAUAUACUCCGAUGAUAACAUCACUGAGAUUGAAAAAGAUUUCCACGACAAUUACAAACAUGAGAAAAAUGAAAAAAUUCGCGAUCAUGAAAUUAUUGAAAAUUUGGAGGUUCUCCUUGAGGACAAGGAACGCAUGCAGGGUGGAGGAACUGCAGCAGGACCAAGCGAUCGCAUAUAUGGACAGAGACACGUAGGCAACAACCACGAAGAGGAUGCAUUGCGCUCAACGGAGAGCAUCACCAUUGAACAGUCCCCCUCCGGUGCAACCCUCCCGACCUUGUCAAACUUUACACCUUUCGAAGGCUCCUUCCUAGAUCCAGAAACGAUAGAACAAGAAUUAAUAGACACGGAUCUUAUGGGUUCUAAGCUGAUGGACACAGAAUUGAUCAAAAAGGAAUUGAUGGACACGGAGCUCAUCGAAAGGGAAUUAAUGAACGCAGAACUUGUCGAGAGAGACUCCAAGAGUGGUAAUUUUAACGAACCCUCACUUGAAAAUUUAACAGAGCAAAUAGGGAACGCGUUUGAAGAGAAAAGAGACCAUGAAAGGAACACCAUUAGGGAGGUUCAAGUGAAUACAAGUCAGCAUAAGGAAGAAGAGAAAGACAAAGUCAAAGAGAAAGAAAGAGUUAUCGUGUCCUCCUCCUUAUCGACAGAACAAAAUGUGUUUAGGCAGAGAAGAUACAACCAGGGCACCUCAUCCCACUCGCUAGUCAUCAUGAACAAAGCUGUAAAGAAGAAAUAUGCUGUGCUCCAAAAUUUUAACAAACUCAGGAUAUCCAAACUUUUGAAAAAAUACCCAUUCGUGAAUUACAAAAAUGUAAUUAAGAAGUACAUGCCUUACCUUGCCUACUUGACGAGGUCUAAGGACGAGCUCAGUUACCAUCACGACAGCCUGAAAGAUGCCAUUCAAAUGGAUAGAUUCAUCAACCCCUUGGAUGAGGCACCUCUUGCGAAAAGCACAGUGGGAAAGUAUGUACCUACCAGUAGGCGAUUUCUUUCUCCAUUCUAUCUGCUCCUUAGGGGGACCUUUCCAAAAUUGUACAGUCGUGUGGAUAUCUCAAGACCCUAUACCUCAUACGGUGUAACGACUCCACACACUUUCGACAAGAAGACUAUUCCAGCCAGUCCAAGUGGGACAUCACAAAAGAAAUCGUACAAUAUGAACUGCUACAACUAUGGGGCUAUCAAGAACGUGCAAAAUAGUAUACUACAGAAUAGGCGUAUAUACUCUCUCCUUACUAUAUGUAAGGCCCGUCUUCUAUGCCAUCAUGAUAUGGUUUGUUUGAAGAAACAUGCAAGAGACAUUAGCAAAUUACUUACCUUUAGACGUAACUUAAUCAAAUCCACCUUCCGAAAGUAUCUCAUCUUCAUAUCUGGAAAGAGAUUGCCCCCCCGAAGGAGAAAGAAGUAUAAAAUUUUGAAGAAAAAAAAAAGAAGAAAAAUCAGAAAAAAAAGCGCAAUGUUCAGAAAGCUCUUCUUAUUAAAACAAUUUAAUAAAAUAGGAUAUGUAAAAAAAUUACACGUUUCUUAUUCACCCAUUUUUCAUUUCCCAACAUGCACUGUAUCGAGGUAUCUCCCGCGCAAGGAGGAGGACCCUCUCAUGAAUUAUAUUUGGGAAGAAUUACAGCGACAGAAUAGAAUAAAGGAACAACCACAGGACGGAUUGAUAAUGAUCUACCUGUUCAAUGAAGUAAGAAAAGCACAAACGACACGGAACUUAGGGAGCCUCAAAUGGUGCUUUGAUUUCAUGAAAAAGUGGAAAAACACAUUCAACUCGGUAUUGCUUAUGUAUUUCAUAAGAUGUAUACCACUGUCUAGUUUGCGCAAUCGUGGCAGCUGUGUAGAUAUAAUAAUGAAUGGACUUAUUUUGAAGAAAAAAAACAAAUGGACACUUGAGAAGGAAUUGCAAAAUCUUUUAUUUGGCCAUUCGGACAGAAGCAGGACUUGCAAAAGGCACGACCGUUUGGGGAAAACGGAUUUGUCGUACUAUGCCUACAGGGAGGAGGGUCAAGAGGAGGAGGACGAUGUGUACAACGAGGAGGUAGAUGUGGAAGAGGAUGCUGAAGAUGACACGGAUAAUGGGGCGUACUACAUAGAUGAGGAACAACCCCACUCGAAGAACUUCCUUAAGAAUGACCAAGUUAAUGUGGAACGCCCCCUCCUGAAUGCUGAAUCACCUCCAACGUUUAACACCUUUACGCUGUAUCUUCACAUGUUAAGAUGCAGAAACGUGCACUCCCGCUACCACAUAAUGGUUCUAAUGAGAAACCCCAGGGAUAUGAAGCUCAUGGCCAAACUGAUGACAGAUAUAUGGAGUAACGUGUCUAGUCGCAACAUGGGAGGAGACCUAAAGAAGGUCGAAAGAUAUAUAAGAGGUGUCAUCUUGAAUCACGUAGCCAAUUACACGACAAAUAACCUUUCUUCAAAAAAAUUACCCACUGUUAAGUAUAAGCUAGUUUACACCAUUUCCCCUUGGAUGGGUAAAGCCACCCUCAUGGACCUCUCCUAUAGGGUGAAAAAUAGGCGAAGGUUAUUGCGAGCCCGACAGGAUAUUCUAAAUGUACAGGAAAAAAAAGAGGAAAAUAUUCAGUAUCAGAGAAAGGUGCAGUGCGAAGCGAUUACAGAACUUUUUGUGAAUUUAAUUACAGGGCGUCUAUCCUCUUGGAGAACAAGCUUAGAAAGAGAAAACAAAGGCGUAAAGGAAAAUGAGCAGAGUGCAAGGACAGGGGGAGGUAGUAAUGGCUACCUGAAGGAGGAAUCAAAAAGGACAUAUCAGGAAAAGUACAUCCAAAGGAGUCAACGUGGUCACCUUGACGAGGCAAACAUGUGCCUAACCCUAAGAGAAAUGGAAAACAUGAUAUACUCAGAUCGAUAUCUAAAAGAGUACGUAGACGAAGCAGGGAUACAUAAAGAAAUGCAAAAGAAAGAUAAAAUGAAAAAUAUUAUAAAUGCAAAAUACGAAAGGAAAAACAAUGACAAAAGUAUAAAAAUAUUGAACGAAAUAAAAGAAACAGAAGAAAGCAAUAGCAAACUUGUCAACGAAGUGUACGAUAUCAUUAGCGAAUAUGAUGAUAACAAUGAGUCGAAAAUAUAUUCAGUCCAAUUAAAAUCCGGAAAACAAAUCCCAUUAAUUAUUAACAAACCAGAAAAUAAAAUGAAAGAUAAAGUAAUAAAAAGUGAAGCAAAAAAAAAAUAUAUUAAAGACAAUAAAUUACAAUACCUGGACGAAUUUGAUCAUGUGCUCAAUGAUCACAUCAAGUAUGAUCAUCAUGAACAAAAUUGCAUACGAGAAGAAAAAAUUGAAGAAAAAGCAAAAAAUACAAGAGGACAUGCCCUACUGACAUUAGUAGAUAAAGUAAAAACCAUUGAAAAUAAAAAUAAUUACGUAAUUUCCAAGUUAAAGGAUGUUAUAAAAAUUACCAACAAUAAAACAAAAAUUAUAUAUCAUAUGUUAUCUAAUUUUAAAAUUUUACAAAACACAAUUAGCCUUCUACUAAAAUAUAUUAUGAUAAACGAAAAGAAUAUGAAAAAUUUACACAAAAACAGAAACAAGUCAGAAUCAUUUUUCAAAAUCUUUAAAGAUAUAUGCAUUUUACAAAUUAAUGAUAAAAAACAACAUUUUGAUUCACUCCAAUAUAUUUGCAAUUAUCUACAAGAUUUACUAUAUGAUGAGGUAGAAAAAAUAUAUCUUUUCGAAAAAUCCACCGGAGCCAGAGGCACAGCAGCAGCAGGAGUCGGGACAGGUCCAAGUGGUGGAAGAAGAACAAGUGUGCCCAACGGUGGAAGCACCUCUUCCUCCAUCAACGGAAAAUUCCCAUUAUGUGGUGAAGAAGAAGAAAAUAUACUGCUACAUAAUAAAAAUUCCUUUCACGAGAAGAAUUCUAAUUUUAUUUUUAAAGAGAAAAAAAGGAAUAUAUUCAAUUUCUGGUAUUAUGAAAAUCAUUGUCAUAACGACAUAUUCAAAACACCCCUCAUUUAUUAUAACUCUUCGGUGGACAGCCUUCAGACGUUUUAUUUUAAAAUUUAUAAUUUUUUCAGAAAAUUAACCUCCUUUAACUACGUUGUGUAUAAAUUUAGGCACUACAAGAGGAUGCUUAUCAGUUAUCUUACCAGGGGUCACCAUGCCGGCGAUUCCGGUGCGCAAUUUAACAGUACACAGUUUGGUGAUGCACAAUUUAGCGGUGCACAGUCCAACGGUACACAGUCUAACGGUACGCAGUCUAACGGUACGCAGUCUAAAGGUACACAGUCUAACGGUACACAGUUGAACGGUACAGCGCACACCGGUGAGCAAUUCGGCGGAUCGCAGUUUGUCGGCGCGUACGGGGCUCCUCAGAAUACAGGGAAACUGUACGCCUUCCUUUUGGGUCUCUUCCUGAUAAUUUUCCUGAUAAACAAUUUUUUCUGUUUCCUCCUGUACAAGCAUUUAUCGAAUAAGUUGAACAUGUUCGUUCAGGGCUGCACCUGUCACAGGAAGUGA